Messenger RNA from Pelodiscus sinensis (Chinese soft-shelled turtle), 4890 nucleotides. NCBI's taxonomy places the organism in Eukaryota, Metazoa, Chordata, Testudines, Trionychidae. The record is from RefSeq and is a predicted model, not a curated record.
GUGCUUUUUCCUAUUCUAGAAGCCACAUCUGCUUUGGGAUGAAAUCUCCAGAAGAGAUGCGUCAACAGGCUCAUAUUCAGGUGGUUAGUAAGAAUUUGUACAGCCAGGACAACCACCACUCUCCACUGCUGUAUGGAGUACUGGACCACCGAAUGGGUACAAGUGAAAAGGACCGUCCAUGUGAAACCUGUGGAAAGAAUCUAGCCGAGUGUUUGGGGCAUUAUGGCUACAUUGACUUGGAGCUGCCAUGUUUCCAUGUUGGGUACUUUAAAGCUGUCAUAGGCAUCUUACAGAUGAUCUGCAAGACCUGUUGCCGUAUCCUAUUGUCCUUUGAGGAGAGGAAACAGUUUUUGGAUUAUCUGAAGAGGCCUGGUCUGACCUACCUACAAAAACGAGGAUUGAAAAAGAAAGUCUCAGAGAAGUGCAGAAAGAAAAGCACCUGCCCCUACUGUAGCGCUUUCAAUGGUACUGUAAAGAAGUGUGGGUUAUUGAAGAUAAUCCAUGAGAAGUACAAGACCAAUAAGAAAGUGGUGGAUCCAAUAGUAUCCAGUUUCCUGCAGUCCUUUGAAACUGCCAUAGAACACAACAAAGAAGUGGAAUCCUUGCUGGGGAGAGCUCAGGAGAACUUGACUCCUUUAGUGGUAUUAAACCUCUUUAAAAGAAUCCCAGCAGAAGAUAUCCCUCUGCUUCUGAUGAACCCAGAAGCAGGAAAGCCUUCCGAUUUGAUCCUGACACGACUGCUGGUACCUCCAUUGUGCAUCCGACCCUCUGUUGUGAGUGACUUGAAAUCUGGCACCAAUGAAGAUGACUUGACAAUGAAGCUUACAGAGAUAAUUUUUCUCAAUGAUGUAAUCAAAAAGCAUAGGAUAUCGGGAGCCAAAACACAGAUGAUAAUGGAAGACUGGGACUUCCUACAGCUACAGUGUGCCCUGUACAUUAACAGUGAGCUUUCUGGAAUUCCUCUUAAUAUGGCACCCAAGAAAUGGACCCGAGGUUUUGUUCAAAGACUGAAAGGGAAGCAAGGUCGGUUUAGAGGCAAUCUGUCUGGAAAGCGAGUGGACUUCUCAGGCAGAACUGUCAUUUCCCCUGACCCCAACUUACGAAUAGACGAAGUGGCUGUGCCUGUUCACGUUGCCAAAAUUUUAACAUUCCCUGAAAAAGUGAACAAAGCUAACCUAAAUUUUAUGAGGAAACUUGUACGGAACGGUCCUGAAGUUCACCCUGGUGCCAAUUUCAUUCAGCAGAGGCACACGCAAAUGAAAAGGUUUUUGAAAUAUGGAAACCGUGAGAAGAUGGCUCAGGAGCUCAAGUAUGGUGACAUAGUAGAGAGACAUCUCAUAGAUGGGGAUAUAGUUCUGUUCAACCGACAGCCCUCUCUGCACAAGCUAAGCAUAAUGGCUCACAUAGCUAGAGUAAAGCCCCACAGGACCUUCAGGUUUAACGAAUGUGUCUGCACACCAUACAAUGCUGAUUUUGAUGGAGAUGAAAUGAACCUUCAUCUUCCUCAAACGGAGGAGGCCAAAGCAGAAGCAUUGAUUCUGAUGGGGACCAAAGCAAACUUGGUAACACCAAGAAAUGGAGAGCCUCUGAUUGCUGCUAUUCAAGAUUUUCUUACAGGUGCCUAUCUUCUCACACUAAAAGACACCUUCUUUGACCGUGCCAAGGCCUGUCAAAUUAUUGCUUCUAUCCUGGUUGGCAAGGAUGAGAAGAUUAAAGUUCGCCUUCCACACCCAGCAAUCUUAAAGCCUGUAACCCUGUGGACAGGAAAGCAGGUCUUCAGCCUGAUUCUGAAACCUAGCGAUGACUGUCCUGUGAAAGCCAAUCUCCGAACCAAAGGAAAACAGUAUUGUGGCAGAGGGGAAGAUCUUUGUACCAAUGAUUCUUAUGUUACAAUCCAGAAUAGCCAGUUGAUGAGUGGUAGUAUGGACAAAGGAACAUUAGGAUCCGGAUCCAAGAAAAAUAUUUUUUACAUUCUGCUGAGAGACUGGGGACAGGUGGAAGCAGCAGAUGCUAUGUCACGGUUAGCUAGGCUUGCUCCUGUCUACCUCUCUAACCGAGGGUUCUCAAUUGGGAUUGGUGAUGUAACUCCAGGACAGGGGCUGCUAAAGGCUAAAUAUGAGCUGCUAAAUGCCGGCUAUAAGAAAUGUGAUGAGUACAUUGAAGCUUUGAACACUGGCAAGCUGCAGCAGCAGCCUGGCUGCACCGCAGAAGAGACAUUAGAGGCCUUAAUCCUUAAAGAGCUCUCUGUGAUCAGAGACCACGCUGGCAGUGCCUGUCUCAGAGAACUAGAUAAGAGUAACAGUCCCCUUAUCAUGGCGCUCUGUGGUUCUAAAGGUUCCUUCAUUAACAUAUCCCAGAUGAUUGCCUGUGUAGGACAGCAGGCUAUCAGUGGGUCACGAGUGCCUGAUGGAUUUGAAAAUAGGUCUCUGCCUCACUUCGAGAAGCAUUGUAAGCUUCCAGCAGCAAAAGGUUUUGUUGCCAAUAGUUUCUAUUCUGGCUUGACUCCUACUGAGUUCUUCUUCCAUACAAUGGCUGGUCGAGAAGGUCUAGUUGAUACAGCAGUAAAAACAGCUGAAACUGGAUAUAUGCAGAGACGACUGGUGAAAUCUCUUGAAGAUCUUUGUUCUCAAUAUGAUCUGACUGUCAGAAGUUCUACUGGUGACAUUAUACAGUUCAUUUAUGGGGGAGAUGGCUUAGAUCCUGCCGCUAUGGAAGGGAAAGAUGAGCCUUUGGAAUUCAAGCGAGUCCUGGACAACAUCAGAGCCGUAUAUCCAUGUCAAAGUGAACCAGCUCUUAGUAAAAAUGAAUUGGUGUUAACUGCUGAGUCCAUCAUGAAGAAGGUUGAAUUCCUUUGCUGCCGAGACAGUUUCCUGCAGGAGAUUAAAAAGUUCAUCAAAAGUGUUUCUGAAAAGAUCAAGAAAACCAGGGAUAAAUAUGGCAUUAAUGACAAUGGCACAACAGAGCCACGUGUUUUGUACCAAUUGGAUCGAAUUACUCCAACACAGCUAGAGAAGUUUCUAGAGACCUGUAGGGAUAAAUACAUGAGGGCACAGAUGGAGCCUGGCUCGGCAGUAGGAGCUCUGUGUGCUCAGAGUAUUGGUGAGCCUGGCACACAAAUGACUCUGAAAACGUUCCACUUCGCUGGUGUUGCCUCAAUGAACAUCACUUUGGGUGUUCCAAGAAUCAAAGAAAUUAUAAAUGCUUCCAAAGCAAUCAGCACACCUAUUAUCACCGCACACUUGGACAUGGAUGAUGAUUCUGAUUUUGCCCGUCUAGUUAAGGGAAGAAUUGAGAAAACCCUAUUAGGAGAGAUUUCAGAGUACAUUGAAGAAGUGUUUCUUCCUGAUGAUUGCUUUAUACUGGUCAAGCUCUCACUGGAGCGGAUUAGACUGCUGAGACUAGAGGUGAAUGCAGAGACUGUGCGGUACUCUAUCUGCACAUCUAAGUUAAGAGUAAAGCCAGGGGAUGUUGCUGUCCAUGGAGAGGCAGUCGUAUGUGUGACCCCUCGUGAGAAUAGUAAGAGUUCAAUGUAUUACGUCUUGCAAUCCCUUAAAGAAGAGCUACCAAAGAUUGUAGUGCAAGGUAUCCCAGAAGUGUCUCGAGCUGUCAUUCAUAUUGAUGAGCAGAGUGGCAAGGAGAAAUACAAACUUCUGGUGGAAGGUGAUAACCUACGAGCUGUCAUGGCCACCCAUGGAGUUAAAGGAACAAAAACCACUUCUAACAACACUUAUGAGGUAGAGAGAACACUAGGGAUUGAAGCUGCUCGAACCACCAUUAUCAAUGAGAUUCAGUACACUAUGGUAAACCAUGGUAUGAGCAUUGACAGGAGGCAUGUUAUGCUGCUAUCAGAUCUGAUGACAUACAAGGGUGAAGUCCUGGGCAUUACUAGGUUUGGGCUGGCAAAAAUGAAAGAGAGUGUGCUAAUGCUGGCUUCUUUCGAAAAGACUGCAGACCAUCUCUUUGAUGCUGCCUACUUUGGGCAGAAGGAUUCCGUGUGUGGUGUUUCUGAGUGUAUCAUCAUGGGAAUUCCCAUGAACAUCGGAACAGGACUCUUCAAACUGCUGCACAAAGCAGACAAGGAGCCAAAUCCUCCUCGGAGACCUCUUAUUUUUGAUAACGAAUUCCAUAUUCCACUUAUCACAUAGGAGCUGGGAAACACCAAUUUGGAAGAACUUGAAAUAAAGCUUAAACUAAGGUUUUCACUACACGUAUCUCAGAUAGUUGGAGCUGUGACCAGGCAAGGGAAAUAUUGUUGCCAGAAUCGGCAGUGCACUGUGUUGUUACAGAUUUUUAAAGGAGAUACUCGUCUAGACAGAGAACUAAAAAUCAGGUCUAAAAUGAAUGUCCAUUGACUAUACUUCAUUGUUAAUGUUUAAGAAGUUUCCAUGCUACAAAUAUUAAAAGCAGCAACACACUGGCUGGAAGAAAGCUGGAGGAAUUACGUGAUUUAUGAUAAAUACUCCCAAGAUUUGGUGGAUGCAGUGUAGUAGAAAUUGAUUUUCUAUUUCUUAGAUCAUCACAUAUAAAGUCAUCCAUUUUCUGACAGAUGUACUCAACUUCUUGGUGUUGGGAAUUGAAGCACAGAUGCAAUUUCAUUGGUGCCUUUAGAAGUGGAAGUUUUUGGACUGCUACCUCUAGAGGGUCAUUAGUAGAACUGGUUAAAUGACUACAAAAGAUGCAUAUAAGGUGGUUGAAGCUAAGAAUUAUAUGUUAAAGCAGUAAGAUAAUGAAGGAUGGCAAGAUUUCAAUCUAAUAAUAUUCUUUACAAAAGAAAUAUAAUUGCUGUUCGGUUUUACAAGAUGUAUUGGUCCAUGCAAUAUAAACAAGCAAUGUAAGCAAUUUGUCUGCAAAAAAGAGCCUUUUGCUCAGGGAGACAAUGUGUCCUUUAUG